AUGCCGCCCUCUUUGCCAGGCACAACCAUUCUGGUGGACAGCAACCAAGGAUCCCCCAGUCCCGAGGAUCUUUCAGAGUUUCUGGAUGAAAGCACUCGCCAUAAUGUGGAUGGGAGCAAGGUGGAUCCCAACAUACAAGUAAAAGAAGUGAAUGGAAAGAAGGAAGACAAGGCGGUCUUUUGCCUUCGCUUGGUGGUGAUCUUGACCUUGAGGCAAGUUCCCAGAGGCCUUUCCAAUGCCUACAAACGCAGUCAUAUCUUCCUUGAACUUGGAGUGUGGUAG
Messenger RNA from Seminavis robusta, 282 nucleotides. The record is from the annotation of a GenBank genome assembly. NCBI's taxonomy places the organism in Eukaryota, Bacillariophyta, Bacillariophyceae, Naviculales, Naviculaceae.